Molecule: messenger RNA, 3811 nt
Organism: Danaus plexippus (monarch butterfly)
Lineage: Eukaryota; Metazoa; Arthropoda; Insecta; Lepidoptera; Nymphalidae
Gene: SPoCk
Product: calcium-transporting ATPase type 2C member 1
Exons: 19
Coding region: 120-2984 (954 amino acids)
Biological process (GO): calcium ion transmembrane transport; intracellular calcium ion homeostasis; manganese ion transport
Cellular component (GO): plasma membrane; endoplasmic reticulum; Golgi membrane
Molecular function (GO): ATP binding; P-type calcium transporter activity; ATP hydrolysis activity
Source: RefSeq, a predicted model, not a curated record
UUAGACAACAGUCAAUGUUACACAUUAGAGCGUUCGUGACGUACCGUUAGCUUGUGAUUUUGUGAUCUUUCCGUGAGAAAAUGUCUUUUAAUGCUUAAGCUGCAAGAUAUUAGAGAAAGAUGAAAAGCAGCCCUAAGCGUAAAUAUGAGAAUUUCUCUGAACAUCAAGGAAAAGAAGCUGACAAAUAUUCUCUAGACAGUCAAGACACCGCCAGUCUGCAUUCUACAGAGGAGGCGCGGCGCGACGUGAGCGCCGGCGCUGGUGACAUGUGGAUCAGCGCGGUCGAGAGUUCCAUACUCAGCUGGGAGGAGGUGGCUGAACGUCUCCAAGUAGAUGUCCGGAGAGGCCUAACAUGGCGGGAUGCGAACGAUCGCAUGAACUUCGUGGGCCCGAACGAGUUCCAGGUGAAAGAGCAGGAACCGCUAUGGAGGAAGUACAUAGAACAGUUCCAGAACCCGCUGAUACUUCUGUUGCUUGGUUCAGCCGUGGUGAGUGUGUGUAUGCGACAAUUCGACGAUGCUCUCUCAAUUACGAUUGCCAUCAUCAUAGUAGUGACGGUGGCCUUCGUACAGGAAUACCGUUCAGAGAAGUCGUUGGAAGAGUUGAACAAACUCGUUCCACCAUCAUGCAACUGCCUCCGCGAGAGUCGUGUCGAACAUUUCCUGGCCCGUAACUUGGUUCCUGGUGAUAUCGUCCAUCUCAAUGUGGGAGACAGAGUACCAGCUGACCUUCGUCUUUACGACUCCACUGAUCUGGCGAUAGAUGAGUCGUCCUUUACUGGCGAAACAGAACCGGCUGUUAAGAGCGUCCUGCCGAAUAAGGCUAUGGCUGGCAGAGUUAACAAGGAUAACAUAGCUUUCAUGGGAACUCUUGUACGAUGUGGUAAUGCGAAGGGUAUAGUUGUAAGUACUGGCGAGAGAUCAGAAUUUGGUGACAUUUUUCGUAUGAUGCAAGCGGAAGAAUCUCCGAAAACUCCACUCCAGAAAUCCAUGGACACUCUCGGCACUCAGUUGUCUAUGUAUUCGUUUGGGAUCAUAGGUCUUAUUAUGGUUGCUGGUUGGCUGCAAGGCAAAGCUAUACAAGAGAUGUUCACUAUUGGCGUCAGUUUAGCCGUUGCUGCUAUACCUGAAGGUCUACCAAUUGUCGUGACGGUGACAUUAGCUCUGGGUGUGAUGCGGAUGGCGAAGAGAAAUGUCAUCGUCAAGAAGCUACCGACGGUUGAGACACUCGGUGGCGUCAAUGUCAUUUGCAGCGAUAAAACUGGCACAUUGACUAAGAACGAAAUGACAGUGACGACGUUAUCGACUUCCGGUGGUCAUAUAGCGGAAGUGACGGGGGCUGGGUACAGUUCCAGAGGUGACAUACAGCUGAGGGCUUACAAGGGCAGAGAUCUGGAUGUAGCCAGGAUGGGCGUCAACAGUAUGCUAGAGGUAGGCAUCCUGUGCAACAACGCGUUCAUCCGUGACGAGGUAUUAUACGGCCAGCCGACAGAGGGCGCUCUACUGGCGUGCGCUAUGAAAAACGAUAUGCGCGACCUCAGGGAACAAUACAACAGGCUUAAUGAAAUACCUUUCAGUUCAGAGACGAAGAUGAUGGUGGUGAAAUGUGCUCCUAAAUUCGGUGAUGGGAAAUUGAAAGAAGAGGUGUUCGUUAAAGGCGCCAUUGAGAAAGUGUUGCCAUUGUGUACACAUUACAUUGACAGCGCGGGAAAUUACUCGCCACUGACGAAGGAAAAACACGGGGACUUCUUGAAAGAAGCGUACAACAUUGGACGCAUGGGUCUUCGUAUAAUCGCGCUGUGCCGCGGGUCCAGUCUGGAAUCUCUAACGUACACUGGUAUGUGUGGUGUGUGUGACCCGCCCCGGGAGUCCGCCCGCCCGGCCGUCAAUGCCCUACGAUCAGCCGGCGUUCACCUCAAGAUGCUCACCGGAGACGCUAAACCCACGGCGUUAGCUGUCGCUCAAAUGGUGGGUCUCGAUGUUCAUCACUCUCAGUCUCUCAGCGGCGACCAGUUGGAUGGGAUGUCAGACGACGAGCUAGACGCCAUUAUUGACAGCGUUACAGUAUUCUAUAGAGUGACACCGAAACACAAGCUGGCUAUUGUGAAGUCACUGCAGCGACUUGGAAAUAUAGUUGGGAUGACCGGUGACGGUGUGAACGACGGAGUGGCGUUGAAGAGAGCUGACAUUGGCAUAGCGAUGGGCAAGAACGGUACUGACGUUUGCAAAGAGGCGGCGGACAUGAUACUCGUUGACGACGACUUCGCUACCAUCAUUUCAGCCAUCGAGGAAGGCAAGUGCAUCUUUUACAACAUCCGCAACUUCGUCCGGUUCCAACUCUCCACGUCCAUAGCGGCCCUGAUGCUGGUGGCGCUGGCCACGCUGAUGGGUGUACCGAACCCGCUGAACGCCAUGCAGAUACUGUGGAUCAAUAUCAUCAUGGAUGGCCCGCCGGCGCAGUCGCUCGGAGUGGAGCCCGUGGACCACGAGGUGCUGAAGCAGAAGCCGCGCGACACCUCGCGGAGGAUCAUCUCCCGCUCGCUGCUGUUGUCAGUGCUGCUAUCAGCGGCCAUCAUCAUCGCCGGCACUCUGUUUGUGUUUAACAGAGAGAUGUCGGACAACAAGAUAACUCCCCGCGACACGACCAUGACCUUCACGUGUUUCGUGCUGUUCGACAUGUUCAACGCCCUGUCCUGCCGGUCACAGACCAAGUCCGUGUUCCAGAUAGGGCUGUUCUCUAACAGAGUGUUCCUUAUAGCCGUGACCUUGAGCCUCGUGGGUCAGAUGCUGGUCAUAUAUUUCCCUCCGCUCCAGAAGGUGUUCCUCACCGAAGCUCUGUCAGGACAUGAUCUCAUCUUCCUGGUGUGUCUGACGUCUAGCGUGUUCAUCGUGAGCGAGGUAAAGAAACUCAUCGAGCGUACGCUGCGCCGGCGCUCAUACGGAAAAUACUCGACCAAGGCCCACGACGCACUGGAUUUCGUAUGACACGAGUCCGAGAGGAAGACUCAGUAAAUCGGGACAUUAAUCGGGACUGUGUCCCGACUAUCAGCGGCAUAGUCCACGACGGAUGUCUCUGUGAUAGGAUGAGGUCGGCCAUUACUGAAGUCAGUGUGAAAACUAGAUGUGUUUUUAGUGAUAACUGUGAGUGCAGUGACAUUGACACUUUUAAAAUAUACGACGGUAAAAUAGAUGUACCGAUGGUUGAAACUUAAUUCCUCUUUGUUUGAAAACUAUACGGCCUAAGUAACGGUUCCAUAUAUUUUUCUCACUGUAUCUACAAUAGUCUAAGACAUUCGUGAUUUUGAAUAUAUUAGUUGUGACAGAUUCACUUUUUCAAAGAUUUACGGGAACACAAACGGGUGUCUUAGCACACGAGACGCUCUUACACUAUAAUAUUUAGUUUGAGUCACAUUUGUAGCUAGAUUUUUUUAUGGACAUGAAUUGUAGGUACUAAGUGCAUGAUCAAUGUCAGAUUUUUGAUCGUUGACGUUCGUGUCAUAAAUAAAACGAUGUCUGUAAUCAAUCAAUUAGAAACUUGUAAGUGAUGAAAUUAAUUGUUUUCAUAAUUUAAGAGGAAUGUAAGUAGUUGUAAUGUUUACGCUUAUUACUUUUGUUAGUUUUGGACGUUCUUUUAUUUUUUUAUGCAUUUUUUUUUCGCCCCCGGAACCAUAUUCCCAGCCAGUAUUGAAACCAGUGUAAUAUAUAUAUUUUUUUAAUUAUUUAUCCAUGUUUAUAGACACAUGUAAAUGUUAUAUAUUUUUUUUAUAUUCUCUGUUUAAUAAACACCAUGAAUCAUUUUUCAGUAAUGCAUA